UAAUUUUUAAAGGCACAAUUAACCAAAGCCGAUCAGCCGCUCUUGAUCUUUACAGGAAGAGUUCUGUUUCUUCUGGCUUCUGUUUCUCUUCUACGUACUUCUGUACAAACUCGGCCGCACCCUUCACAGAAUGGCGGCCACCUCUCUCAGCACACCAAAGCUCAGUUUCAAGCUUUCUUCUCCGACUCUUUUUGCCAUCUGUAACCACCUUCCCGGAUUCUCACCCCGCUCCUUACGCAGUAACUUUGGGAACUUUCCUUCUGUCCGUUUCCGCCGCCAGUCCCUUUCACAAAACCGCCGAUUCUCCACUACUCGUGCCGAGUCCUCAAAUUCUGCGUCCACUGAGCCACCGAGGCACUAUGAUUUCGACCUCUUCACUAUUGGCGCCGGAAGUGGUGGGGUUAGGGCUUCUCGCUUUGCCGCCAAUUUUGGUGCUUCUGUUGCUAUUUGUGAGCUUCCUUUUAGCACCAUUUCGUCUGAUUCCACCGGCGGUGUUGGUGGCACGUGUGUGCUUCGCGGCUGUGUACCCAAGAAGCUACUUGUUUUUGCAUCAAAAUAUUCUCAUGAAUUUGAGGAGAGCCGUGGGUUUGGAUGGAAUUAUGACACAGAACCAAAGCAUGACUGGAGCACCCUUGUUGCAAAUAAAAAUGCUGAGCUGCAGCGUCUCACUAGUAUCUACAAAAACAUUCUAAAUAAUGCCGGUGUUGCUCUUAUUGAAGGACGUGGAAAGGUUGUUGAUCCACACACAGUGGAUGUGAAUGGGAAACAAUACGCGGCUAGAAAUAUACUAAUUUCAGUGGGAGGGCGCCCAUUUAUUCCAGACAUUCCUGGAAGUGAAUACGCUAUAGAUUCUGAUGCAGCGCUGGAUUUACCUACAAAGCCAAAGAAGAUUGCAAUUGUAGGUGGUGGAUACAUCGCACUUGAGUUUGCUGGGAUCUUCAAUGGGUUGAAUAGUGACGUCCAUGUGUUUAUACGACAGAAAAAGGUUCUAAGAGGCUUUGAUGAAGAGAUAAGGGAUUUUGUUGGGGAGCAAAUGGUACUUGGAGGAAUUGAGUUCCACACAGAGGAAUCACCGCAAGCUAUUGUCAAGUCAUCAGAUGGCUCGCUUUCUUUGAAAACUAAUAAAGGAACUUUUGAUGGGUUUUCUCAUGUCAUGUUUGCAACAGGGCGUAGACCAAAUACAAUGAAUUUAGGAUUGGAGACUUUGGGAGUGAAGAUGACAAAGAGUGGAGCCAUAGAGGUGGAUGAAUAUUCACGUACAUCAAUCCCAUCAAUUUGGGCAGUUGGAGAUGCUACUGAUAGAGUGAAUUUAACUCCGGUUGCUUUGAUGGAAGGGGGAGCAUUGGCAAAGACACUUUUUGCUAAUGAGCCUACUAAACCAGACUACAGGGCUAUACCAUCUGCAGUAUUUUCACAACCACCUAUAGGGCAAGUUGGGCUGACUGAAGAACAGGCCAUCCAAGCGUAUGGUGACGUAGACAUUUUCACAUCAAACUUUAGGCCCUUAAAGGCCACACUUUCUGGCCUCACGGACAGAGUGUUCAUGAAACUUAUUGUCUGCGCAAAGACAAAUAAAAUUGUGGGUGUGCACAUGUGUGGAGAUGAUGCACCAGAAAUAAUUCAGGGGUUCUCAGUUGCUGUUAAGGCUGGUUUAACAAAAGCAGAUUUUGAUGCCACAAUUGGUGUCCACCCAACAUCAGCAGAGGAGUUCGUCACCAUGCGGACACCUACAAGAAAGGUUCGAAGCAGUGCAUCUAAGGGAGUUUGACCAUGGAUGAAUAAGAUGGAUAAGCAUCACACACAUGAAUUGGGGGUGUGCAUGAUUUGAUGAUUUUAGCUGGUGCAAAUCAGGACUGAUGCCUGCAUUAAAAGUUUUAACCAAAGGGAAGGAUGUCAGAAAAUCACACUUUGGGCUACUCUUUGCUGGCAUUCUGGCAGGAAUGUAACCCCCCCUCUUUGGAUGUUGACGUGCAUAGGCCUUUUUUGACGUAUUUAAUUCAAAUUUUGUGUUCAUUGAGACAUUAAUGGCAAUUUUUAUUUGAAUAAUUAACUUAUAAUUAGGUUUUAUAAGGUGUAAUGUUUUAUUACCCGUCUGAUUCUUCCGUUCCAUUUUUUUAUUGGUCUCACUUUCUCGGUGAGGAUCCCAAAUAAUAAAUAGCAUUAAGAUAUGCUAUGGUCAUAUGCCAAUAGGAUAUACCUUUUUUAUUGUUAUUUUGAUAAGAUGUUUUGUUAUAAUUACGUAGUAUUUGUUUAUUGAGUAAACGUAACAUGCGGAGAUGCAGAAUCUGCUUGCGAUAAUUAUUCAAGUUAGCAUCUUUAGUUCAAAAGGAGGUACAUUUUCUUGAUGAA
This is a messenger RNA of Cuscuta europaea, 2349 nucleotides long. The record is from the annotation of a GenBank genome assembly. NCBI's taxonomy places the organism in Eukaryota, Viridiplantae, Streptophyta, Magnoliopsida, Solanales, Convolvulaceae.